Molecule: messenger RNA, 432 nt
Organism: Fusarium falciforme
Lineage: Eukaryota; Fungi; Ascomycota; Sordariomycetes; Hypocreales; Nectriaceae
Product: CMD domain-containing protein
Exons: 2
Coding region: 1-432 (143 amino acids)
Molecular function (GO): peroxiredoxin activity
Source: RefSeq, a predicted model, not a curated record
AUGUCUCAAGAUCAAGAGUUUAAUGACACAUUCAAGAAGGGCCUCGCUGUGCGCGGCGAGGUCCUGGGCGAGCAAUAUGUCACCAAGGCAGUCGAGUCGCUCCAAAACGAGUACUGGAAGCCAGCCCAGGAACUCAUCACCGAAUAUGCUUGGGGCACAGUCUGGACACGACCCGGGCUAGACAGGAAGCAGAGAAGCUUGCUCACUUUGGCCUUUCUAACCGCGCAAAAGGCUUACCCAGAGCUGGCACUCCACACCAAGGGAGCUCUACGAAAUGGAUUGACAGAGGUUGAGAUCAGGGAGGCCAUCUUACAGUCGAUGAUUUACCUCGGCGUCCCCGUCGGUAUUGAAGCUAUGAGGGUUACGGAAAAGGCAAUCAAGGAGUUCCAGGCGGAGAACAGUACAGAAGCAAGCCAGGCACAGAGUUCUUAG